Messenger RNA from Theobroma umbraticum, 1135 nucleotides. Its product is annotated as NDR1/HIN1-like protein 26. Gene Ontology annotation, cellular component: plasmodesma; plasma membrane. The record is from RefSeq and is a predicted model, not a curated record. Gene Ontology annotation, biological process: defense response to other organism. NCBI's taxonomy places the organism in Eukaryota, Viridiplantae, Streptophyta, Magnoliopsida, Malvales, Malvaceae.
UUUCCGUUUCCAAUUUCUCCCUUUAUUAAGCCCAUCGUCUCCCUUUCCUAGCCUCGUAAGCCUUCUCCCUCUUCCCCUCUCUCUCUCUCUCUCUCUCUCUCUCUCUCUCUGUGUCUCUCUUCUCAGUUCUCCCUCUUGCAAAUGUCUCAAGUCCUCUCAAAAUCUCCCAAACACUGUGCCAAGCAAGGACUAAGCAUUGACAAGUCCUACAAGAAACUAUUUUUGGCCUUCUCUGCAUUUUUCAGCACAAUUUUAGCCUUCAUAUUCCUCAUCUGGCUUAUCCUUCACCCUUCAAAACCUCAGUUCUCCCUCAGAGAAGCAGAUAUCUACCAACUCAAUCUUUCAGGCCCUCACCUUCUCAACUCUUCCAUCCAACUCACCCUGCUCUCCAAAAAUCCAAAUAAAAAGGUUGGCAUUUACUACGACAAGUUGCAAGCUUAUGCUGCAUAUAAAGGGCAACAGAUUACUGUUGAUACCUCUCUUCCUCCUUUCUACCAAGGAUAUGAAGAGAGCAACCUGUUAACAGCAUCUUUAGAGGGAAAAGGGCUGCCAGUGGCUUCAUCCUUUGGUUACGAAGUUGGACGUGAUCAGACUGCUGGAAGAAUAGUCCUGAACCUGAAGAAGAUGCAUAGCUUCUUUUAUAGUGGAAGGAUGAGGGGGGGGAUCGCUUCAGCUUUGCUCCUCCGAGCAGGUAGAAAGAGAAGCAGAAUAGAGGUGGAGGACGAGAUUCUAAUCGGAAAGAAAAAGGGCUGCAAAAGGCCAGAAAUAGGUUGCUUUGUUGGUCAUACAAACAGUCAAAAGGCAUCCCUACUGAACAAUUACAAUGCAGUAAAGCUUUUUAAUCCAGAACAAAUACGGGCAAAACAUCCUACUCUAGAUAGGAGAAGGAAGGGAGGAUGCCUCACGCCAUUUGAGGCGUAAAAUAAAUAAAGAGAAAAACGUGGUAGAAGGAGAAAGAAAGUGCCAGCCCUUUAUAUGUAAACUGCUUCUUUUAUAAAGGGGAGAGAUGGAACGUUAUUGGCAUGUGAGCUAGAUGAACUCGUUGUUUGAUUGCACCUAUUUUGCUACUAAUAAUUGAUUUCUACAGCGAAAAAUGUAUAAUACAGACAAAACCCACUCACUAUCAGUGCUCUCA